UUUAGAUCUUUCUUGUUUUUUCUUGUUACCAAAGAAAACCCAUCUUUCUUCUUCUUCGUCUUCACCGGAUAUUUAUAUGUAUUUCAUGUUCUGUUGCCGGAAAUUCCUUUCAUUAUGAGCUGUAAUGGGUGUCGAAUUCUCAGAAAGGGCUGCAGUGACGAUUGCAUGCUUCGACAAUGCCUGCACUGGAUAGACAAUCCUCAGGCUCAGGCAAAUGCCACCAUUUUUGUUGCUAAGUUCUUUGGCCGUGCCAGCCUCAUGUCCUUCAUCUCCUCCGUGCCUGAAAACCAGCGUCCUUCAUUGUUUCAGUCGUUGUUGUUUGAGGCUGUGGGACGAACAGUGAAUCCAGUGAGUGGAGCAGUAGGGCUUCUCUGGACCGGAAACUGGCACGUCUGCCAGACGGCGGUGAUGACGGUGCUCCAUGGCGGUUCGCUAGAACCUAUACUAGAAUUGGACUUGGAUAACUUUUCAGAAAGUGCUAGUUUUAGGCCAAGAAAUGUGUGUUCAGGAUCCAAUACAACAAGAACAAAAAGGAAGAGGUCUGGUGAUGAUGAAGGUAAACUUGAAAUGACAAAUCAUGAACUCUGCUUGAUGUAUCCAGCGGAGGAGAAGCAGCAGGCGGAAACGCCAUUAGAGGAGGAGUCUGAAACGACAACUUUGGGGAGUGGUGGUUUUGCUUCCACAGGGAAGAAUUGUAGCUUAGAAGGAGGUGAAAGAAAGCUUUUAUCAUUAUUUAUUUGAGACCUUUUUUUUU
Messenger RNA from Hevea brasiliensis (rubber tree), 754 nucleotides. RefSeq names its product LOB domain-containing protein 37. NCBI's taxonomy places the organism in Eukaryota, Viridiplantae, Streptophyta, Magnoliopsida, Malpighiales, Euphorbiaceae. Bases 115 to 741 code for a protein of 208 amino acids. The record is from RefSeq and is a predicted model, not a curated record. Gene Ontology annotation, biological process: regulation of gene expression. The transcript is spliced from 2 exons.